Messenger RNA from Ilyonectria robusta, 1949 nucleotides. Its product is annotated as putative serine esterase-domain-containing protein. The record is from RefSeq and is a predicted model, not a curated record. The coding region runs from base 457 to 1788 and encodes 443 amino acids. NCBI's taxonomy places the organism in Eukaryota, Fungi, Ascomycota, Sordariomycetes, Hypocreales, Nectriaceae. Gene Ontology annotation, molecular function: monoacylglycerol lipase activity. The transcript has 3 exons.
AAUUCCUUAUCUCAUCCCACAACCUCUCAGUAUAAAGCCCUCUCAUUCUCCUCGUCUGGUCGCGUGCCCUCCUACACCGACCCUGUCUCACUACGCACACAACCCAAUCUGCCUUGCUAGAAAGAGGCUUCAUCGGACAUACGUAAUCCGACUGGCUGUGCUAGACUUCUGCUGCCACAUCUGCUCUGCCACAUUUGCUCUGCCUACAAGGGACAUUGUUAGGCCCAGCUUCUUACACGUGGUGGGGGUGCCUGAUUAUUCCAGCUGCAGGCGGCCCUGGCGCAACUCUUCUUCCCGAGCCCGAGACUCCGGUUGUUGGGGCUGCGCAUCUCCUGAGCCUUCGGACUUAGACGGGGCUAGAGUCCCAACUUUUAUUACCCGUUUCAUUUAUCUUGCCACGAUUUCCCAACUACGUCAGCUUUUUCAUCGAUCAGCAAUCCUCAAGUAUUCUUCAUCAUGACUGCGACCGAGACGGACUUUGCUGGCGGCAGCCCCCAGGCCGAGCACCUAUGUGUCCUCGUCCACGGUCUCUGGGGCAAUCCUACCCACAUGCGCAACAUCGCAAAAUCGCUCCGGGAACAGUAUUCGACCGACGAUCUCUACCUCCUCCUCGCGAAGCAAAACAGCGGCAGCUUCACCUACGAUGGCAUCGAGCGCGGCGGCGAGCGCGUCUGCGCCGAGAUUGAACAGCAGCUGCGCGACAUUGAAAGCAGCGGCGGCAAGAUCAAGAAGCUGAGCAUCGUCGGAUACUCGCUCGGCGGACUGAUCUCGCGCUAUGCGAUCGGCUUGCUUGAUGCGAAAGGCAUCCUCGACACCGUUGAGUGCAUGAACUUUACCACGUUUGCCUCUCCACACCUCGGCGUCCGAACACCUCUUAAGGGGUGGCAUAAUCAUGUCUGGAACGUCAUGGGCGCUAGGACAUUGUCCAUGUCGGGCCGCCAGCUCUUCCUGAUUGACAAGUUUCGCGAUACCGACCGUCCUCUGCUCUCUGUGCUAGCCGAUCCCAAAUCCAUCUUCAUGUCGGGGUUGAGCAAGUUCAAGCGACGCUCGCUCUAUGCCAACAUCGUCAACGAUCGAAGCGCAGUCUACUACACGACGGGAAUCCAGAAAACAGACCCGUUUACGAAAAUUGACAAUGUCAAGGUCAACUUCCUCAAAGGCUACGAAGGCGUCAUCCUCGACUCCAAGAACCCUGUGGCACCACGCCCGAAGCUCCAAGGCCGUGCAUCCCUAUCUACGGUCACGGCGGCAGCGUUGAAGUGGGGGAGGCGCGUCCCCUUUAUGCUUACUGUGGCCGUUUUCGUCCCAAUUGGCGUUGUGGCCUUUCUCAUGAACUCUGUUAUCCAGACGGUCCGGAGCUCCAAACGGAUCAAGCUGCAUGAGACAGGAAAGGGAGGCCUAAACAUCGAGGACUAUCGGAUGUCUGUGUGGAUCAAGGAGAUGCGCGAAGAGGUUGAACAUGCCUACGAAGCUCUCAAUAACUUACAAAACCAGGAGUUUCUGGCGACCGAGGACGAGGACGAGGACGAAAGCCUUGAUGCUGAGGAUAGAAGCUUGCUCCGCAGGGAACGUAGACUCUCGACCCCCGCACAGCCCACGCUCGCCCUUGCGCCGUCCCAAUUCGAGAUGAUCCGGAACUUGGAUUCGGUGGGCUGGCGAAAGUACCCUGUCUGGAUCCAGAACAUUGGACACAGCCACGCGGCCAUGAUUGUGCGGUGGGAAAAGAAGGAGUUCGCCGAGGGGUUUGUGGUGCUGGGGCACUUCGCUAAAGAUGAAUUCUUGGUUUAGAGAAAUGGGGUCGAGAUCGAGUGUUGCUUUUGGGAAUGAUUUCUCCCGGUGUUGGCAUGAUUUAUGUGAGCGAUGCUUGUACGGUAUAGAAGGCGGGCGUUGGGUCUUAGGAAGCUUUAAGGUAGUAUCUCUGGAAUACAAUGCAUAUAAUUGAUCGGAAA